GAGGACUCAUAUUUCGGUUACACACUGUGAAGGUGCUUCCUGCUUCCUGUCGGGGAGUUUUCGCCAGCUUGUUGAACAGUUUUGGUCAUGUUUGGGAAUGUUUUGGGCAGACUGGUGACAGAAACACUUAGUGUUCACCGCUAUGUGAGGACUGUAGCUGUAUUACAGAGGGUAAGAGCCGCUUCUGUGCCGGUCAGGAGCUUCUCUGAUGUGAAGGACGAAGUGCAGCAGUCUUUUGACACCUCCCUGCUCGAGUUCCUGGUGUGUCCGCUGUCCAAGAAGCCGCUGAGGUACGAUGCUAAGACCAAUGAGCUGAUCAACGAGGAGCUUGGUAUUGCCUAUCCCAUCAUUGACGGCAUCCCCAACAUGAUCGCCCAGGAAGCCAGACUCAUACAGAAAGACACAGAUAAAGCUACCUCGACCACACCAACACAAGGGUAG
Molecule: messenger RNA, 441 nt
Organism: Epinephelus moara (kelp grouper)
Lineage: Eukaryota; Metazoa; Chordata; Actinopteri; Perciformes; Serranidae
Product: protein preY, mitochondrial-like
Exons: 2
Coding region: 88-441 (117 amino acids)
Source: RefSeq, a predicted model, not a curated record